AGCAGCAAACUGUUGUGGUCUUUGAAUUAUCAGCCGUUAUUUUUGAGACGGAGUUGAGCAAGCGUUGUAAAAAUUUAUAUCAAAAGGUUUGGAUAACACUGGCACAGCUGGGUGAAAUACAACGACUGUGCCAAAAUAAUAUCAGUUGGUGGAUCUGUAACUUAUUUGCAGACGAGUUUAUCAAGAAAAGACAUUAAAAUGGAGAUCCAGAUGAGAAGACACCGAACGGCUCAGAUCCAGGACCAGGAAAAUAUUUAUGCUAUAAAAGGCAAAGCAAAUGUGGCGAUUCCUGCUAAAAAGCAAGGUUUGACUGUGCGUGGAGCGUUAGGGGAUAUAAACACGAACGUUCAAACUCAUCGUGAAAUCGGUGGUAAAGUUGCUGUGGCUGCUGCUGAGUUUGAGAAGAAAGCUACGCUAAAUCGGGCUGUUUUACGAAGCAAUUAUAGCCAUGUUCAGUCGAAGGUGGAUACUGGUUUGGCAGCUAAAGCGGCGCCGGUGGUACAGCCGUCAUCCAGACCUCCACUGCGCCGAGAGGAAAGCACUGCUGGCCUUGCUGUCAGAGCUGCGGCUCGCAACCGGGCAAUCUUGAAAGACGCCCAGAACAAACCAACUGAGCUCAAAGAAUCGAUAAACGUUUACAUUCAAACUAAGAAGUUGCAAGAAGCUAAGAAAUCAUCUAAGCUGCCAACACUAAAGGAAAACAAAGAAAUCAAAGCAUUGAAGCCAAUUCUCAAAGAAUCUACUGAAUCACUUGGAAAAUUGAAAUUAGAAGAGGCUUAUGAGAAGACUUCAAUCAUAGACAAGAAGAAGGUUGAAAGCUAUGCAGCCUUAUUGAACUCUGACUUGAAUGAUACUCCUCAACUGCCUGAUGAUAUUGAAGACAUUGAUGCUGGAGACAAUAACAGUCCGCUGCUUAUGUCCAUCUACAUUAAGGAUAUCUACAACUAUCUGACUGAGUUGGAGAUUAAGUAUCCUAUUGAAGUAGACCAUUUGAGGAAACAGACUGUGAUAACUGGAAAGAUGAGGGCAACUCUUAUUGACUGGCUGGUGGAGGUACAGAGGCAGUUCUCUCUGGUGCUGGAGACAUUCCACUUGACUGUUGGAAUCAUUGACCGAUACUUACAGGCAGUACCAAACGUUCAACGGAAUCAGCUGCAGCUUGUCGGCGUGACGGCGAUGUUCAUAGCCAGCAAGUACGAAGAGAUCUACGCUCCUGAUGUCGGCGACUUCGUGUAUGUGACCGACCACGCGUACACCAAAGCUGACGUGUUCCAGUGUGAAAGAGAAAUCAUGUCUAAACUAGGCUUCUGCCUGGCUAGACCUAUUCCACUUAGCUUCUUGAGGAGGUUUGUGAAAGCAGCUCAUGGAACAUCGAAAAAUCAUCAUUUAGCCAAAUAUUUAGUAGACCUCAGUCUUGUUGAGUAUACAAUGGCGCACUACAGACCAUCGGAACUAGCUGCGGCCGCCAUCUGCCUGUCUCUGCACCUUCUGUCGGGCAAGAAGCUUGAAGAGGUGUGGACACCGACUCUGUCGUACUACUCAGGAUAUAGCCUCGAACAUAUUGACCCUAUCAUUAGGAAACUUGCCAAAAUCGUCGUCAAUGUAGAUAGCUCUAGAUAUAAGGCUGUAUAUAACAAGUAUUUGGACAUAUCAUUAGCAAAAGUAUCCAGCCUACACCAACUUAGAGGAGAAGCAAUCUAUGAACUGGCCAAGAUCCCAUCGAGUUCCUAAGCUUAUGAAUACUAGUAUUGUGUUGUCACAGUAUGUUGUGACAACUUGUGUGUUGACUACGUUUUGUAAGCAGUGUUCUAUGACGGCGGACUGAAUUUGAUAUAAGGUUUGUUUUAGGUACCUGGUUUGUUGCUAGUUUUAAUUUAGAAAUAGUUUAAUUUUUAGACGUAACUUUGUAAUAAUGAGACUAAUUAAAUAUUGUUGACGAGGUAAUUAUGUGUAUUUAUAUUUUUCAAUAUCUUGAACAGUAAUCUUGUUUUAUAUUUAUGUCUCUCGCCAAUGAAUUAUGUAUGUACGGCGUAGAAGCAACAAACAUUGUAAUUGCUGUUAUUGUGACGUUUUAAUUUAUUGAGAUUUGUAAAAUCUCCCCAUUAUAUAAACAUGGUGGUUUUCACGCCGGAGUAACAAAUAUGUAGAUUUUACGUAGCAUAAUAUUAUUUCGUUUUAGACCACAAACCUGACAAUAUUUAACCAGUAAAUUGUUAACUGACAUUCGAUAAUGCACCCGAAUCACCGCAUUUUAAACUGAUGUAAAGGUACUAGAAUAAUAUAUUCUAAUUAUUCACAGGACGCCAUAGUAAGAUAUUCGUAUUUUCAGGACUCGCAUUAUAACAAGUUUCGGACAUGUAAGUUUUUGUAUUGAUAUUUUUAAGAUAAGUUUGUAUAAUUGUAUUGUGAUUGAUAGAAUAUUUUGAUUGAAUGUAAUUUGAUAAUCCUGUGAUUAGAAUAUAUGAUGUAAUUGUUGAUAAAUAAAUCGAGUUUUAUAAUAA
Spodoptera litura is the source of this 2501-nucleotide messenger RNA. RefSeq names its product Cyclin B (gene CycB). NCBI's taxonomy places the organism in Eukaryota, Metazoa, Arthropoda, Insecta, Lepidoptera, Noctuidae. Gene Ontology annotation, biological process: mitotic cell cycle phase transition. The record is from RefSeq and is a predicted model, not a curated record. Gene Ontology annotation, molecular function: cyclin-dependent protein serine/threonine kinase regulator activity.